UUUAAUUUAAACAGGACAAGAUGGCGGAGGUGAGGCUGAACGGGCUGAGGGAACGGAAUCAUUUCGGACAAAACCACAAAAGACACGUCUUUGACGAAGGUGUGGGUGGUGUGGAGGAUGUUCCUCUGUCCCUGCCAGAUUGGAGGCCUCCUCCCAGGAUAGGGCCUCGGGCAGAGGCAGAUAGCGAGACAGACGAGUGGGAACAGGCCCCAGAGCGGAGUCACGAUAAGGAGCAGCCAAUAGAGGAGCCUGUGGUGGGGUUAGAGGAGAAGGCUCGGCCCAUCCAGAUUGUCCUGGCCCACGAGGACGACCACAAAUUUGAGCUGGACACGGAGGCCCUGGAGAAGCUCCUACUGCAUGAGGAUGUCAGAGAUCUCAAUGUGGUGGUGGUGUCUGUCGCUGGGGCCUUCCGGAAGGGCAAGUCCUUCCUGCUGGACUUCAUGCUCCGAUACAUGCUCAACCAGCAGCAGGAACAGUCAGACUCGUGGGUGGGGGGUGAUGAUGAGCCACUGACAGGGUUCAGCUGGAGAGGAGGCUGUGAAAGGGAGACCACAGGGAUCCAGGUCUGGAGUCAGGUGUUUGUGGUCAACAAGCCAGAUGGGAGCAAGGUUGCUGUUCUGUUAGUGGACACACAGGGAGCCUUCGACAGCCAGUCCACCAUAAAGGACUGUGCAACAGUUUUUGCCCUGAGCACCAUGACCAGCUCUGUACAGGUGUAUAACCUGUCUCAGAAUAUUCAGGAGGAUGAUCUUCAGCAUCUCCAGCUCUUCACCGAAUACGGCCGGCUUGCUUUGGAGGAAAUCUAUCUAAAACCCUUUCAGUCACUCAUGUUCCUGAUCAGAGACUGGAGCUAUCCAUACGAACACAACUAUGGACUGGAGGGAGGGAACUGCUUUCUAGAGAAGAGACUGCAGGUGAAACAGAACCAGCACGAGGAGCUGCAGACAGUGAGGAAACAUAUCCACUCCUGCUUCUCCAACAUCGGUUGCUUCCUACUGCCCCACCCUGGCCUCAAGGUGGCCACCAAUCCCAUGUUUGACGGAAGAUUAAAAGACAUUGAUGGUGACUUCAAGGAGGCGCUGGGCAAUCUGGUGCCCUUACUGCUGGCUCCUGAGAACCUGGUGGAGAAGGAGAUUGGAGGGGCGAAAGUCACCUGCAGAGAUCUAGUGGAGUAUUUUAAGGCCUAUAUAAAGAUCUAUCAAGGGGAGGAGCUUCCUCAUCCCAAGUCCAUGUUACAGGCAACGGCUGAAGCCAACAACCUUACAGCAGUUGCUGGCGCGAAAGACACUUACAGCAAAAGCAUGGAAAUGGUGUGUGGAGGGGACAAGCCCUACAUCGCCCCUCCAGACCUGGAACGUUGCCACGAGGAGUUCAAGGAGUGCUCAGUGCGUCAGUUCCGCUCCGUGAAGAAGAUGGGCGGAGAGGACUUCUGCAAGAAAUACCAGGAGCAGCUGGAGGGCGAGCUGGAUGAGGCCUACUCCAACUUCCACAAGCACAACGAGGGCAAGAACAUCUUCUACGCCGCACGCACGCCCGCAACGCUGUUCGUCGUCAUGUUCGCCACCUACAUCGUCUCAGGACUGACCGGCUUCAUCGGAAUGAACACUAUUGCCAUGCUGGCCAACCUGGUCAUGGGUGUGGCCCUCAUGACGCUCUGCAUGUGGGCCUACGUCAAAUACUCAGGGGAGUUCAGAGAUGUGGGCACCAUCAUAGACCUGUUGGCAGAGACGCUCUGGGAACAGGUGUUGAAGCCUCUGAGUGAGCAAUAUAUGGAGGAUAACGUUAGACAGACUGUGGUCAACUCCAUCAGAGCCAGUCUGACAGAACAGGCCACACAGCACACCAAGUCACACUGACCCCCCCUCCCCUCCUGCUAUCCGCUCACCCAUUCAGUGUGAUAAGUCCUAGAGCUCUGCAAACCAAAGUAUACCCACCCACCCUCCUUGUCUGCUGUACUGUCCUGUGUUACUACUGGCUCCUCUUAUCGGAUCGCUCCUGUUGGAAGGUGGACAAUCAGCGAGUUAACAAGUGGAGUUGCCAGUCUUCUCCCGCCUUUACCAAAUUGGACCCAUUUAUCGAAUGUGCCAUCUUGUAGAGGCAACCCCUACCCCCACCCAGGAUUUUAAAUAAUGAAGGAUUGUCAGUUUUGCUGGCCUGGUUUUAGUGUCUAAUACUGCCAUUAAUUAAACGGAUUGUACAUGCUUGGGUUUGAAGGGAAAUUCAGGGAAAUGCAGCUCAUACGCUGUGCCUUUGGAUGCAAGCUGAACUGUCUGCCUGGUCAUACAUACUGUAGCCAAGCCAGUCUGUUACUCCCCCUCUUCUGAUUAUUGUUUGGUUUUUAACGGAGGUGGCUUUAGAAAGUAUUUGAGCCUCAUUGUUUUUAAGGUACUGAACUUGCUUUAGCAUCUACCUACCAGUAUUACCCACUGCAUGGUAUUAGAUCUACAUAGCAUAGUGCUAAAAUAGGCCCUAGAGCUCAAGCUACUGGUUAGCGGGGAAAUAUUCAGACCAUUUAAUUUGUCUUUCUUGAAAACCCAGAAGUACAGUGGGAGUGAUCAAAGGUAUUGCAACUCUAGCAUGUUUUUCUCUUGUCAAUACAGCACUAAUGAUAUCAGUUAUGCCAACACUUUAGUACCAAUUCCAUCCACAACUGUCUCGCCUAGGAACGUGCCAGUCUGUACAGUCAUUUAUAUUUUUCAAAUAGGGCAUGAUGUAUGACAAAUAUUGAAAGAACUUUGUAUAAAUUUUUAUAGUGUUGUGGUUUUUUGAUUGGCCUAAAGUGUGGUUUAAGGAAUGUUUUGUGAUUGGUCUUACAUGUAAAAUUCCAUGUUUACAUACUAGUAUAGUAGAUAAAAAAUAAAACUCUAGGCUAGAGCACUUCGAUUCCACCUCGGACAAAGCUUUCUGGAAUUUGAGUGGGUCGAGAUUGUCUUUUUGCAUUUUAAAUCAUUUCCUGUAAUUUAUUUUUCAAUGAGUACAUUGACCUUAUUGAUUAAAACUGAUAAUUGACAGUU
Molecule: messenger RNA, 3014 nt
Organism: Coregonus clupeaformis (lake whitefish)
Lineage: Eukaryota; Metazoa; Chordata; Actinopteri; Salmoniformes; Salmonidae
Product: atlastin-2
Exons: 13
Coding region: 21-1856 (611 amino acids)
Biological process (GO): protein homooligomerization; endoplasmic reticulum organization
Molecular function (GO): GTPase activity; GTP binding
Source: RefSeq, a predicted model, not a curated record